AUGUCCAGAUACGAGAACGAAGCACAGCUAAGCCAUCUCUUUCCGGCUACGGACGGCUGCUUCGUGUCCACGUCCGCGAACGCCGGAGCCGAGCCCUCGGCUUUGCUGGUGGAGGGAGGGGGCUAUCUAGCGGCGGUGUACUCGAUACCCGACAUGCAGAUGCUGGGCCGGAAAGCUCUCUCCCUGCCGGUAACCAGGGUGAUCGCCACGCCAGAGUGCUUGGGUCCGCAGCGGGGCAAGGUGGUUUCACAAGGUGGAGGAGGAGGUGUCGCCCCGGGGUGGGCAGGAGGUCGACCGUACGCUAACGCUCAUCUCGUGCUAGAGCCCUCUGAAAGAGUUGUCGAAGCGAAGUUCCAGCAGCUCACGACCGCGACGGAGCUUGCGACUUGGGGUUACAGGCGAAGCGGGCAAGAGACCACCACCAGCGGCUCCACCCCCCCGCCCGCCGCCCCGAUGCUUGCGGUCCUCACGACGCGGCGCGUGCUGAUGCUCUCGGCCGCCCGACUCACCACCGUCGCGGAGGCCUGGGGUCACCCCCCCCACAGCCGCUCGGCCCUGGGCGCCUCCGGCGGGCUGUCCGUGUCCGCGGUGUCUGUGGCGUGGGCGGGGUCUAGCGUUGUCUGUACCCUGGAGGACGGCAGGAUUGUCUACCUCCACCCGGGAGAUGGCGUCAACAGCGCCUUCCAGCAACAUGAGCAUCAACACCAAGAGCCCGACAUACCCGGCGGGGGCUCUCUUGGCUCCGGCCCCUGGCGACCGCUGUGCUCCAUGGACCGCCGGCUGUGCGCGGGAGGCAUCGGCAUCGCGGCCUGUCUGCCUGACCGGUUGUGUCUGGUGGUUCGGGGAGGCGCCGGGGGCGGCAUUUCUCACCUUAUCACGAGGCCGUUUUUCCCGUUAGAGCCGCUGGUGGCGGGCGUGCUAGCCGCCGCCUCAGCCGGAUCUUCGCCGCCGCCACUCCCACUCACACUCUUCUCUCCGGGAAGCGGCACCGACGGCAGCGACGGCGCGGGCGACGCGGAGCGAUUGUUGGAUGACAGCACCCUCCAUGUGCUGAGAAGGUGUAGAGCGGCUCGAGUUGGGAUUGUGGCGCGGUACGCCCCCCCUAGAUCACGCCUUCCCCGGGGCACAAACCCCGGGGACGGGCCGGGUCUCGGAGCGGGCGCCACCUGCUCGGCGUUCCGCGUCCUCAGUCGCUAUGGGCUGCACGUACUGGCGGCGGAGGUUGCCGGGGUGAGCAGCAGCAGCGGCGGGGAGGCGAUGGAGACUCGGGCAUCGGAUGUGUUCAUGCGAAGGCGGCCCUGGAUCUCCCCCCUGGAGCGGAGCCACUGUGCCGCGUCGCUGGAGCUUCCUUUGACGGCCAUGAUCGAGGGGAUCGGGGAUGACCCAGCGUUAGUCGACACUUUGACCGACCCGGACGCCAUGACCUCGGCCGUUCUCCCUGCGGUCGGUAGCAGCAUUAUUCGAGACAUGUGCUGGAUUGGCCAGGUCAGGCUUUCUCGGAUGGCACUUUCCCUCGGCGAGCAAAGCGCUCGUCUCGGCCUCCACGAGGCAGCCGCACGUCUCUUCGACAUCUCCGGAGAAGAUGCCCGACUCGCCAGCUUUCUCAACAGUCAUGUCAACGGUCACACAUGUCCGAGUGGGUCCCAAAACGAAGCAGCACAAACCGCCCCAGAUGGGGUCGAAACCCAGCCUGAGGCUGCUGCUGAAGUUGAGGCCGCCGCAGCCGAUCAGCUGAGGGCGUUGACGUCUGCCAGGGAGGCUAGAGGGGGGAGGGGGGUCGGGAAGGCUACAGGGGAGGUAUCGGCGCAGGCUGCGGGGCUGUUCCGGCGCACGUCGCUGUUGGCUGGGGUUGUGCGGUUCCCUCAGGUGGGUCAUGCGUCCGUUAUCUGUUGA
Molecule: messenger RNA, 1893 nt
Organism: Ectocarpus sp. CCAP 1310/34
Lineage: Eukaryota; Phaeophyceae; Ectocarpales; Ectocarpaceae
Source: the annotation of a GenBank genome assembly